AUGGAUGCGACAAAGAAAAAAGAAUUAUUUCAGAAACGCACAGAAGAAUACGAAUCAAUGGAUAAAGAAGCUAAAAGAGAUCUAUUAAAUAAAAGAAAAGAAGAAAAUCAAAGACAAAGCCACAUCUCUCGAAUCAUGUAUUAAACACUUUAAGAGGAAAAUAAGAGAAGGCUCUUAUUUCAUAUGUACUUUCUGUAAUCGAAUACUUUAUAAAAACUCAGUAAUGAGGUGCAUAAACAACAAGUACCCCGCCAAACAUUUUUCAAUGUUCAACAAUCAUUUGAUGGUAAAG
Pocillopora meandrina is the source of this 292-nucleotide messenger RNA. Lineage: Eukaryota; Metazoa; Cnidaria; Anthozoa; Scleractinia; Pocilloporidae. The record is from the annotation of a GenBank genome assembly.